AUGACCUAAAAAUAAAUUGAUCAUUAUUCAUUUAAUACAAAAGAUGUUUUAGGAUCAGGUUCAUUUGGAACAGUAUUCAGAGCAAUGGAUCAUAAAAAUUGUAGAUAAGUAGCCUUGAAAAUGAUAUCCAAAGAUAAAUUGUUAAGAGAUCAAAAUGCCAAUAAUGGAGUAAUGAGUGAGAUUAAAAUAAUGAAAAAGUUAAACAAUAAAAAUGUUGUAUAAUUGAUAGAUGUCUUAGAAACAUCUAACAAUUAUUAUAUAAUUUAAGAAAUUUGUGAAUCUGGAGAUUUAGCCAAGUAUUUACUAUGAAAUAAAAAUCAUUUAGGUACUUAAAAAAAAAUUCAUUUGUUCAUGAAUAAUUGGCAUUGAAAAUUAUGACUGAAAUACUAUAAGGUUUUAUAGAAUUAAUAAAAUUUGGAAUCAUUCAUAGAGAUUUAAAACCUGCUAAUAUUUUAAUUCAUUAAGACACUUAUAAAAUUGCUGGUCUGAUAUUUUAUAUAUUCUAGUAGAUUUUGGAUUUGCAAAAACAGUAGAUAAUUAUGCAUAAUAAUUAUUUUACUCAUAAGUAGGUACACCAUUAUAUAUGAGUCCUUAAAUUUUGAAAAAUGAAAAAUAUUCUACAAAAUGUGAUGUUUGGUCAUUUGGUUUUUUAUUUUAUGAAAUUCUUUAUGGAAGAAGUAUAUUUUAUUAAAUAAUUAUAUUAUAGCACCUUGGAUUGCAUCAUCAAUUCCAUAAUUAGUAAAGAAUAUUAAUACACAACCUUUAAAAUUUAAUGAUCAAAUCAAUUAAGUUUCUGAUAAUGUUAAGGAUUUAAUCUCAAAAUGUUUAGUUAUUUAGGAGAGUAAAUAUAUUUUAUUUUUUAUAUUAUAGAUGAUCGAUAUAGUUGGCAUGAUAUCUUUGGUCAUCCUCUAUUUAGUGAUUAAUUUUCAUAAACCCCAAAUCUAUAAUAAAUUUGUGAAGUAUUUUUUUUACCUGAUUAUAAUUAUAAGCAAAAAGAACUUUAUAUUGCAAAUAGUUUACGUGAAAUACUUGGAGCAAAAUAAAUUAGUAUUAACUAGAUUUUAGAAGAAUUAUCUUAAAAUUAAGAUGAUAUUAUUCUUUAAGAGAGUUUGGAAGAAUUAUUAACUGAUAUUGAUACAGAAUUGGAAACUUAUGAAAUUUAAUUCAUAUUUAAUAGCAUUGAUGAAGAUUAAAAUGGAUAAAUUACAUGUCAAGAAUUCUUUAAUUGGAUGAUAAAACAUGAUGUUAUGAAUAAAUUGAAUUAUUCUAGAUUAUUAAUGAUUCUCAAGUUAGAAGGGCAUCAAAUACCAUUUAUGGUCCAUAACAGAUCCAAAAAUAACAACUUGAAAAAAAGAAAGAAUCUAAAACUAUUAUUUAUAAUUUGAUUUCAGCAAUUCAAUAAUUGAAUGAAAAUUUAGUAGAAUUAUUUUACCAAUUUGUUAAAGGAUCUGAAAACAUGAG
Molecule: messenger RNA, 1461 nt
Organism: Paramecium sonneborni
Lineage: Eukaryota; Ciliophora; Oligohymenophorea; Peniculida; Parameciidae
Source: the annotation of a GenBank genome assembly